Molecule: messenger RNA, 9716 nt
Organism: Anastrepha obliqua
Lineage: Eukaryota; Metazoa; Arthropoda; Insecta; Diptera; Tephritidae
Gene: wake
Exons: 10
Coding region: 1-5835 (1944 amino acids)
Biological process (GO): establishment of mitotic spindle orientation; signal transduction; regulation of establishment of bipolar cell polarity
Cellular component (GO): spindle
Molecular function (GO): protein binding
Source: RefSeq, a predicted model, not a curated record
AUGGAACGUCGGCGAGCUCAUCGCGCAUAUGUCAAAUUGCUCAGCCAUAAGAAAGAGGCACGAGAAAGGCGCAAAUACAAGCAGCAAAAUGAAAAUCGACUGCACCACAAAAAUAGUGACGCGGAAGGUGAUGCUGAGGCAUCAACAUCAACAACCAGUAUUGAUUUCGUCAAUGCGUCUGAUUCGUCUGUCAGUGACGGUUUCAACUCGUUGCAUCGUUCACGCUCGAUACGCGCUUCCUUUCGACUGCUCAAAGAUAAAUUGCAUCAGACGCGACAAAAUGCUUUUCAAUCACCAUUCAAAUUACACACCCACUUGACUUUGCGACGCAAGGGUGGAGAUAGUGUCAACACCACCAACAAGACAACGACAGCAGCGCGUCUGGUCGACGAAAUGGAUACAGUUCACGCAUUGAGACGACCCCUGAUGCAAUCGAACAAGCGAGAGGGAAACGCCAUUCAAGCGGUUGGCUGUGAUGGAGCAGAGAAGAGGACUGCGCCUGGUGCAUCGACGCAUUUCUGUAAACAACACGAGUGCACUACUGUGCCGCGACGCUGCAAAGAGUGUAAAACAAGUGAAAUUGAACUCCUCAUGGCGGGGCUUCCGCUAAGCGGGCACGCGGCAGAGCCCAAUUUUGUGUCCGCCAAAUUGCGUGUGCCCCGCAAAGCAUGCAAAUUAUUACAAAUACCAGAGUCAUAUUGUCUGAAGUAUCUGAGUGAGCAGCAGCAGCAGCAGCAAAACGCGCCGAGCAGACCCACUAAAUCCAGUGUAAAAUUGUCAGCGACAGAUGCAUCAGCUCUCAAGUUAACCGCAACUGCAACCGCAACCGCAACCACAACAAUAACAAAUCAAAAAUCGGCACUUUGGGCGAAUAUAGCAGCGUCGGCGACAAUGUCGGUGACCGAUGGGCACGAGCAGAACUUCGAAGAGAAAAGUAUUGCGCUUGCAAGCGUCGUGCGAGUAAAAGAUACGACUGCACUACAGAUUAGUAGCAACGGCAUUUAUGGGACAACGCGCAUGCGCACUGCGACGAUAAGGAAACCUGUGCCGUAUCUGAAUAGUCACAACAUUUUGCCGCAUAGCUUAACACUCGAUCGUGCCAGUUGGCGCAAGGUGCGUGCCGAUAAGCGCCACGAAGCAGAAGCAGCAGAAGACGGUAGUGGUGGUGUAGGCAGUAACUAUUAUUUCGUUGAUAACACAGCUGGUGCUGGUGCUGAUGCUGAUGCUGAUGCUGAUAACGACAGCGAUAACGACGAUGGGGGAUUUGUAGUGGCCGAUACCGAUGACGAGGGCGUUGUAGUGUUGAGACGCGCAUUAUCUGUGCCCGAUAAAAACAGUAGCUGUAACAGAAGCAACAAUAACAAUAAAUAUAACAAUAACAGUAAUAGUAAUAAUAACAACAAUAACUAUAUAAUCGAUAACCCUAAAGACCGCUGUUACACCUUGGUACGUGCCCAGACAGCGGGUUCACUACAACAACAGCAACAAGAGCAAACACAUAGCAACGCAAUACAGCUGCCUGCGGCGGUUGGUGGCGAUAGUGGUGAAUGCGGCUUGGAUUCCGCAAAUACUUUCCGUUGGUCUGAGCAGUGGAUACCUAAUGUCGCCGUAGCUAAGAUACGCACCGCUAUCUCUUGUACGUCCAAUGAUUUGCGGGAGCUGGAAUUUCUAUUGCCGCAAAUCGGAAUCACAACAACAACCACUACUACAACAACAGAAAGUGUGCACCAAAGCAACACAGCAAAAAUGGCCACAACAAUGCCAUUAUGUGCCUCCAACAACAACAACAACAACAAUAAUAACGGUAAUAGUAAUAACAAAAUACUGAAGAUGACCGCGGAUAAGCAGCGAAACAAUGUCAGCGGUGGAGGUAGCGGUAAUUUGAGUGUGACACGGCAGGCGCGUAACGGCAUAGCCAUACACAAGCAAAUGCCAUCCACACAAGCGCAGACACAGACACAGCCAUCCAAGCAGCCGAAAAUUAAUGUCAACGAAUCAAUGGAAUUAGCGGUGAAACCAUCAAAUUUGGCCAUUUAUCGCCACUCGGCGCAUGUGCGCACUAAAAUAAAUGGCAGCAGCGGUGUUAUUGUCGCUGCCACUGCCACUGCUUAUAAUGGUUCCGGUAGCAACAAUGGCAAUGACCAUGUCGGUGCCGCCAAUUGUGGCAACACACCGUAUCGCAGUAAAAUGUCUAAGAAACAAUUGAAGUUGGCGCAAGCUCAGCUGGACAAAUUGAAUCAGAUUAAUUUGCAUCAACAUGCUCUGUUUUCAGCGGUCGAGCAUGGGCAUCUGGACAAAGCGCGCACGAUUCUCGAAUCAACCGAUGUGGAUGUCAAUAGCAUAAAUACAGAUGGACUGUCGGCUUUGGACGUUGCUGUUCUUAGCAAUAAUCGUUCGAUGACGAAAAUGCUCCUGCAGCAUGGCGCUAUUGAGGGCACACCAUUUUCCACAGAUACAAUCGGUAACAAACUGAAUGGUUUACUUAAGGAUGCUGAGUCUCGAAUACAGGAUUUAAGCGGCACAUCGGAUGGCGGCCUCUGUCAACCCACAUUCUCAACGCGACCGUCCAUAUCAAGUAUUAUUAUUGGCAACACAGGCUCCUCCGUGACUGGCUGCACUGGCAACGAAAUCGAAAAGCAAAUAGGCAUAUGGGAGCGACGUGUGAAGGGGUUACGUCGCCUAUUGCUCGGUUGGGAUCAGACGCGUCCACCGGAUGCACCUGCUUCGGUGACCGUGGAUGUGACGGGGGAAAACUCAAUUGCACUGCAGAUACUCGAACCGUUCGAAGGUGCAAUUGGCACCAAAUUCAAAGUACAAUGGUCAACGCGUACCGACUUCAGCAACAUUGUGGGCGAACGCGAAUUGGUGGAUUGGACGAGUUUUCACGGCAAUAUGGGCGCACAGUGUCAGAUUAAUGGAUUGACGCAAGGACGUCGCUAUUUUAUACGCGCUGCCUGUGGCAAUGUCAAAGGCUGGGGUCCAUAUAAGACGUCAGUGCCGGCCAGCGUCGUGCCAUCGAGUUGGCGCGAUUCCAAUAAUCGCGAAGAUCGUUAUAUUGGCCGACAGCGUGUCUUGGAUAAUCUGUUUACGGCGGUGCGCCUAGCACGACCGGCGGAUGUAUCGGAAUUGACAUUGGAUGUAGGUGCAGCACAGCGACGCAACCCGAAAAAGAAGACUACCAUAAAGCAAUUGUUUUCGGUGGCAUCGAAAUUCCAAAAGCACCUAAGACGUGGCAUCUACUUGGCGAGCAUAGUUUAUUGUGACGACAAGGUGCUGGUCAGUAGCGAGGACUUCUUGCCCGUCAUAGAGAUCGAUGAGACCUAUCCCAGCAGUUUGCACAGUGAUUAUCACUGGCUCAUGAAGGUGGCCUGCACUUGGGAUGAUGUAAAGUCUCUGCGCACGGACAUGGAGCGAAAUUUAACGUCUGCCGUUCAUUUUCGUACCAAACUCCUAUCGGCCGUGUGUCAAAUGCAAUCAACGCUAGGUCUCAAUGACUUGGGUCAGCUAUUCUACAAACCACUACGCGAUUCACAUGGAACUGUUGUGCUCACCUGCAUACAGGCUGUGAAAAGCCAGAAAACCGUCUCCAUACUCAACUCCCGUUGGUUACCAUUAAAUAAGUUGCAAAAGAAGAUUGUCGCGUUGCUGGAGGACUACAACAUCAAUGAAAUGCUUAUUUCCUCCAUUAGUGAACAGAUACACUACCAUCAAGCGUCAACGCAACGCUUGAGUCCAGGUUUAUAUUUGGGUUACCUGAAGAUGCAAUGUUCCAUGGAUCAGAUACAGGUUGUUGUCCCUGUGAAGACACCGAAUGUGCUGCCGCAUUGCAAAGUGCGCGACAACAGCCACAUCACUGCCGAUGAGUGGCAGAUCCUGAAACGUAAUAACGCCCCAAAUGGCGGCAGCCGCAGCAAUAGUCCACUAAAUAUGGCUCUCGAAUUCAACACAAACCCAGAAGAGGCCACCGAAGGUCAACGACUGUUUCUCUAUGACCUUACAAACGCAGCGCAAAAGCUAUUCACAUACAUGAACAUCAAGCCUGAGGAUGCUAAAACGCAUCGACUCUACGACAUCGAAGUUAUUGAGCAUAGCAAAGAUAUAAGCUUUCUUAUUAUAUGUCCAGCGGUCGAGCUGACCUGUGCUGUGCCCGGCCAGUCAGAGCUGCUUCUGCAACGCGAUGAUCUCGCCAGCCUCAGUAUACAGGCGUUCGAAAUGAUUCAUCUGCGCACCUACCAGCCUGGCAUCAUACAAAAGUACGCACGUCUCUCCUGCAUAUUGGAAUUAGAUACCGCAUUGGCCACGCACUCGCAACGCGAGGCAUUUUCCACAAGUGAGCUGCAAACAGCCAAGGAACGCUUGGCCAAACUGCAUGAACUAUCAGCCAACUUGAACUCAGUGUGGAAGAGCGUACGCUGGCUAAUGGAUGUGAUUGCGUUUGCGCGCGACAAAAACACACAGUCAUCGGAAAUCAUGAAAGAAAUUCUCACCUAUGGCAACAGUAAUGCGAACGACAACGAGAAACGUAUUGUGGAUAAACAAUUGCUGCAAUUACCAGCUCGUGAUGCCAAAUAUACAAAGAGCUCAGGACGCGGUAGCUGGCCGGGGCCUGGCGCUAAUUCCCAAGGUGCCAGCAAUAACUGCUUGGCAGCUGAGCAUUCAAAGUCCGAACAAAAUCUGGGACGAAAUGCAGUCACGCCUACCUCGAACGCAAGAACCAUGUCACCCCAACAGUCCAGCACCAAGUCACACAGCAGCAGCGACUCGCGUCAAAUGGGCAGUUCCACUGGCGCACAGCAGCUACUACAAGUCGGCAUAGGCGGCUACACCAGCUCGGACAUUUCUCUGCGCAAAAAUAGCGGUGACUCAAUGGCAUCCUCGCAGUAUACAACGCGCAGUUACUAUUCUGGCGCUGGAUCAGUACUCGGUAGUAGCAACGAACUGGGACAAAUAUUUGCCAUACCACCUUCGCGCUCCGACGAUAUGUUAACACUUGGUAGCCUAGAUGGGGGAAAGCACACACAAUCCACGGCUACACAUCGCAAACGCACCAGUUCCAACAUAGCGCAACAUGUAACAACACCAACGUCGUUAACCACCACUACGCACUCGUCCAGUUCAGCACCAUACUUGCCCACCGGCUCCAAUCUAUCAUUGAAGAAUUCCUCCAGCUCUGACUACGACAUCAGAGCGUCCAAGAUCAGCAGUAAAGCGGUAGCCGAACAAUGUAUAGGCAAUAAAGUGAAGGCAGCCUCCAGCGCAAAUCUACGUGAUGGCGGUCUUUACUUGAAGUCAAAAGUUGUAGCGCUGCCAAGCGACACCAAGUCCAUUAGCAGCGAAGAGGCCGCCACUAGCGCGACAUCAGCAACAACAGCAAAAACUGCUUCGAUAAAAAGUCUCUCGCGCCAGAGUAGCGAAGAGGACACGGCAAGCGGUUCCAGUCAUACCUCCGAACAGGCAACCAGUGUCGCCGCUCCCGCGCCCAGCUCGGGUAUCAUACAAGUUUACACCGCAUAUAAUACUGGGCUAGCAAGCGGCACCAGCCUCAAGUUGCACGUAACGCCAAAAACAACAGCGCGCGAAGUUAUCAAUUUGGUGGUGAAGCAGCUGAAUAUGGCUGCAGUGUUAAAAGGCAGCAACGGACCCAUCUACACAGCAGACAUGCUGGAUAACUUCUGCUUAGUAGCAGUGAUCGGCGCGCGAGAACGCUGCUUACGUGACGAUUUCAAACCACUACAGCUGCAGAACCCCUGGCGCAAGGGCCGACUCUAUGUGCGACAGAAACACGAGCUAUUGGCGGCUAUCGAGCAUGCGAAUCGGAAAUCGCAUCUGAUAUGAGCGGCACGACAGCAAUUGUGAAAAUUAUGGUGGGAUAAGUAGGAUAUGGGAAAUACUGUCCGCAUACUGGUUGGUGGCAGUUAUUGUAAAGCGUCAUUGAGUAGAGUCCGCAAUGAGAAUUCAAAAAGGACGUAUUGACGGAGUGUUCAGAAUUAAUAGAAGUUCCUUUUAUUGGUUUUCGCGCAUCAAAUGAGCAAAUUUUAGAAUAUGUAAAUGAGUACCAUUAGCUUUGAAAGCGGCUGGCUAAAAGCUAGUCAUAAGUUUACCAUACCAGGUAUAGUUAUGUAAUAUUCUUCUUCUGCUUCUUGGUCGGCGUAUCCAUGCGGGAUGUUCGCGAUUGCAUAAAAAUAUUAUUUUGAUCUUAGCCACAAUUUUUUCCACAACUCAUUGGGUCAUAUCGCGCUGUGAUUGUUGAUGCUGUUAAGUAUUUUUUUGAUACUCCCCGAGCUCCUUCAUUUCAUAGACACGAUAAACCUGACUCACAGUUCCUUCUUUUUAAGAGAUUGGAAAAAUAUGAAAAAAGUCUGAGUGUUAGCAUUGGUUUUUUUCCAAACGUUUAUAUGAGUUGCGGUAAAAAGCCUUUCGAACUUUGCAUUUCCUAUCGAUUUUAUUGUGUUUCUAAUCAAGCAUGUCACUGUGAACUUAAACCAAAUUUGGAGGUGUGGUAUAAUCUUCUCAUUUCUUGCAUUAUAUUGGCUAGCUUUCCAGCUUCAUAUAAACUUCUUACAUUCCAGGUCCCGAUAUUUAAUUUUUUGCUUGUUUUACCUCCGGGGACUCUUAGCACCCUCUUAAUCCCGGAUACUGAAGGCCGUGUAUCAUUGUUAUUAUCUGUCAUACUUUUUGUGAUUCUGCUAUGGAGUUGGUUAAGUAAAGGGUUUUUCAAUAAGGGCGGGUAGAUGUUGAAAUGGAAUAAAAUGGCGUUUGCUGUGUGGCACGUAGCGCCGUCCUGCAGGAACCACAUGUCGUCUAGGUCCAUAUGGUUAAUAUGGGCCAUAAGAAAUUGGAAGGGCCACCACGUCUACCGAAAAAUGGGUGCAAUGCGCGCCACGUUUGCGUUAAUGAACACUCAUUUUGAUAAUAAAGUUGUAUCAUUUGAACGUGCUGUUCAAUCGUGAUGAUUUGGCAUAAACAACUGAAUUUUUUUUUUUUUUUUUUUAUUUCUUCCAUAAAAUAUUACACCUGUCGUUAGACAAUAAGUAAUUUGAUUUACAAAAAGAUGGAAUGAGAGUGAUAUUGAAGGGCCAAUGCCCCCAAGCUCAUUUAGAAGAAAUAUAUACAUAUUAUUUAAAAACAACUGAAUAAUAAACAAAAGAUUUGACAGAUGUCACCAAAACAAAAUGGCUGCCACAGGGCGCCAAAAUCGACCCGCGCCAAUUGAAAUCCUUUAGUAGUUUGCCCUCUUGCCUUCUACCUCGCUGUCAAGUGCCGUUCCAUGAGAUACCCAAGCGCCACUCAGUUCUUUGAUGCCGCCACUUAUCAUGCAUAUCUGCAUUCAUACCUGCACCACUAUUGAUGCAACCAGCUGCCGUUGCACAUUCCUAGGUUUAUAGUCCUUGGGCAGACUCUCCAAUUUAAAGUCCUGAAAAACGAAAAGUUUGAACAAGAUGCUUAUUUAAAGGCGGCAUCAACUCGCCUUGCCAGCGCCAGUUACGGUUCAUGUGAGUGUUUGUGCUCAAGCCGUGCUAAUGUCCAUCACUGCGGCCUUCCACACCCUAGCUGGUCACACGCUACUUGUCCGGGAGUGCUUAUUUGCGUAACUUAGGGGUUAGGGGUAGUCAGGCGCCCGAAAAAAUUAUAAUUUUCAAUCAUUUCUUUUUGCUAGUCAAUUACUUUAUUUUACUAAAAUAAAAACGUAAUAUUAAUACAUUAUGUUUCGACUUGACUUUCGAAAAUUAAAAAAAAAAAUCUAUAAUUGUUUCUCGUUUCUCCAGAAAUCUCUUGCGAUGAUCAUCACAAGUCCUUGGAGAUUCAUCUAAAAUCAAUCGGACAAGAGAAAUUUGUUUUAUUAAUAGAUAAUCUUGUGCCUGAUCAAAGCUUUUUUUCAAAAUUAUCAAUAUGGCGGCAUCAGUAAAUAUUUUUCAGAUUUUCGAGAAAAAAAACCGACAAUUAAUUGUUAAAAAAAAAAUCGAAAUUUUUGAAAAAGCAAAUCCUGCGAUCAAGCAUAGUUUUUUAUGGUUUUGAAAAGCAGUAUAAAUUGUAUUGAAAUCUACCAAGCGGUUUUUAAGUUACAGUGAUCACCAGUUCAAAAAACAUAGUUUUGAGAAAAACGCAUUUAAAGUUUUGCUAUCGAUUUAUGUAUGUAGAGUUAUACGAAUUUUUUAAUUACUUACACUGUGUCAUCUAUUCCUGGGCCAUAUAAUAGUUCCUCAGCCGUCAUAUCAGCUUCAAAAAUAUCGAUUUGCUGUUGCCUAGAUAGCAUUCUACCUUCUCGAGUGUUAUCGUUAGCGCGCUUAUCUGCCACUUUCAUACGUGCAGCAUCCGGCUACUUGCUCUCGAACGCUCCGGAGCACCCGAGCACCCUUUGUUAAUUCGAAAUAACUCGAAAAGUAUUUGUCGGAUUCACUUUUAUACUUUAAGAAAAUGCAAAAAAAACAAUCGAAUUUUUUGAAAAUUCUGACUACCCCUAACUACUUAUUCACAACUAACCUCUCCUUGUACAUCUAAAGGCCGUUCACUAUCCGCAACCUGUGACCCGUCCGGUGGCUUGUAGCUGGCCCUCACAGCACUCCAUUUAUUUCCGCGAACCUGCUUAGAUUAUAAAAAAUAUAAAAACUGCAUACUAUAUUCUACAACAUUCUUUACAUAUAUACAUUGCAACUAAGUAUUUGUAUAAGUAAAUGUAUGUACUUAUGUACAAUCUAAUACAUACGUACAUACAUAUGUAUGUCUGCUUAUCCAGAGUUAUGACUUAUAAGCAAAGUGAGGAGUAUGAGCCAAUACGUAUUAGCAGUUAAAUGUAUUUAGUAUAUAAAUUGACGACUCUAGGAAUGCAGGUGUAUGUGUGUAAAAAUACUUCUAAGUGAAAUGUAAUAUUUAUUAUAUUUAAAAAUUAAGCAAGCUCUGGUAAUUCAGAACCGUAACGAAGCACACCAAUAUCACAAAUCUUAGUUUUAAGAUAUACAUACAUACAUAAAUAUAUACAUACUAACAUAUACAACUGAUUUUUAGGCUAGCGUAACUGUAUUGUAUUUUUAGUGUAGGCUUAAAAAGGAAAAUACGAGCAAAGAUGCAAUUUACUAUGUGUGUGUAUUGAUAUAUUUGUGUAUUUGUUGUUUUUAUGUACAAAAAAAAAUAUUGUCAUAUUGCAAUGUAGUCCAUAUAUUCGUGUGCAUUUUUGGUGUAUUUAUUUUGGCACAAACAAAAAUUAAAAUUUACACCUAUAUAUGUGUAUGUGUAUGUAUAUGCAUACAUAUUUAUUGCAAUGUAAAAGUGCAAAUGCUUUAAUUACAAGUACAUAGACGUCUAUGUAUCUAAAUAUCAUUUACUAUUAUAAUUCAUAUGUACAUAUUUUUUUGUAAAACAAGAUAUUUAAAAAUCGAUGUACGAUAUUUGUUGUUUUUGCAAACGAUAUUAAAUGUUGAAUGAAAAGUGCUCAACGUGGUUUAUGUAAAUCAUUCAGCUCAUUUUAGUACCUCUAAGUAUUGUUGAAGAGUGGCAUUCGAAUUUUUCAUACACACCCGUUAAACGUAACUGAAUAUUGCAUAGUUUGUAUAGAAAAUGUUUGCACCAUUUAGUUUUUAUAUUUGUACGUAUUGCAUGUCCCGACUUACAUUGGAAAAACAAAAAUUAUUAUUAGGAAAAAUUAUUAUUAGCGCAUAUUGCAAUUGGAUUUUUUUCCUUGCAGUAUUAAAAACUUUUAAAGAAUUAUUGUUAAUCGCAAA